Pteropus alecto (black flying fox) is the source of this 1919-nucleotide messenger RNA. RefSeq names its product transcription factor CP2-like protein 1. Gene Ontology annotation, molecular function: RNA polymerase II cis-regulatory region sequence-specific DNA binding; DNA-binding transcription activator activity, RNA polymerase II-specific. The record is from RefSeq and is a predicted model, not a curated record. Gene Ontology annotation, biological process: regulation of transcription by RNA polymerase II. Gene Ontology annotation, cellular component: nucleus. Lineage: Eukaryota; Metazoa; Chordata; Mammalia; Chiroptera; Pteropodidae.
AUGCUGUUUUGGCACAACCAGCCAGAGCACCUGUGGCCUAGUCCAGGGGAACUGUACCCUGGGCCUACAAGCAGCUUGCUCAGGGAGUCCCUGCCCUUGCCCUACCUGAAGCAGGAGGAGUUGCCCAGCAUCCCCAGAGAGGAGCCUCCCUGCCUCGCAUUCCAGUAUGUGCUCUGUGCAGCCACCUCGCCAGCUGUGAAGCAGCAGGAGGAAGCCCUCACCUACCUGAACCAGGGCCAGUCCUAUGAGGUGCAAAUGCUCUGCAGCUCCAAGCUGGGUGAUGCCACCCAGUGGCCCCGGCUACUGAAGAGUGUGGUGCGUGUGGUGUUCCAUGACCAGCACCUGCAGUACACGGAGCAGCAGCAGCUGGAUGGGUAGAGAUGGAGUUGGCCUGGGGACCGAAUCCUGGACAUUGAUGUGCCACUGUCCGUGGGAGUAAUAGAACCCCAAAUCCUGCCCUCACAACUCAACACGGUGGAGUUUCAUUGGGACCCAACCAAGAGGAUCUCCCUCUUCCAACAGGUUCACUGCAUCAGCACUGAGUUCACUCCUCGGAAAAAAGGUGGAGAGAAAGGUGUCCCCUUCCACCUCCAAGUUGACACUUUCAAACCCGGUGACAAGGAGCUUCCGCCUGAACACCUGCAUCCAGCGGGCUGCCUCAUCAAGGUGUUUAAGCCCAAAGGGGCUGACCGGAAACUGAAAACUGACCAGGAGAUUGAGAAAAAGCCCUUGCAUGAGAGAGACAAGUAUCAGACUGCCUGUGAGAGCACCGUCUUCAGGGAGAUGUAUUGCUCACCGUAGCCAGAACCUAGCGCAGGGUCCUACCAACCCCUCAGCCCUCUGACUUCUCCCGACUCUUGCAAGUUCCUGUCCCCAGAGAGGCUCUGCUGCUCACCAUCAUUCGUGUUGGACACCUUGGUGGGCAGCGCAGCUGAGGAUCUGAACUCAGGAGCCUCCACCCUAGAGACGCGGCAGUGGUUGCAUCGGCACCGGUUCUCCAGCUACUGCUGGAUGCUAGCCAAUUUCACUGGCACUGAUUUGCUGAAGCUUACCUGCCGGGACCUUUACCAGAUCUGUGGGGCUGCCGAUGGGAUCCGCCUUUUCGACACUCUUAGAGCCAGGCCCAUACCCCUGGCUUUCUAUGUGGCUCAGGCAGCAUCUAGGCAAGAGAACGAGGUUCCUAAGAACCUUGACUCAGGCUUUUAUCAAGAGAUUUCUCUGGAUGAACUCAGUGCAGUAGGGCUCAUGGGGAAACUGGCAGAGCUCUUGGCCCUCCCAGCUAAUCAGAUCCACUGCCUCUUCCACCAGGGCCCUGGGGGCAUCCUCAUUUUCAAAGACCACGUGGUUCAGAAUCUUAAGGAUGAAUCGUACUCUGUGGCUGUGGUGAAGAAAGGUAGGGGUUUUAGAGGGAGAUGCCAGCUUUGUGUCAAAAGGACAGAGAUUCAUAUAGCUGAAAGACAGCUAUUUAUUGCUCAGGAAAAACGUGACUGAAUAAAUGUAUUCUCGUGAAGGAAAAAAAUGCCCGCUUCUCUUCAGGAAUUUAUUAAGGCUCCCUCUCUCUCCCACCUCACCUAACCUGUAAUAUACACUGCAGAAGGGCAGGUGCUUGCUGACCAGUCACCUUGUUCUGGUUAUUUGGAUGCCUGCCUUCUGUCCCUCCUGCUACACUGCAGGAGGCUUCCCAAACAGGUGGAUUCGAGGUGGGGUUGAAAGAACACGGGUGAGGCAGAUGCAAUGCAGGCCUUUUGGAGGUUCUGGAGCAGCACAGUAAUGGUGGUUGGGGGCCAGUCUCAUCCUAGUGGUACCCUUUUUACUUCUUUCAUUGCAGAAUCCAGAUGGCUACUACCUGGUUCUGACCUAGGCCCAGGAGUGCCCUGCUGCAAGAGGAAACUGAUGCCAGCCUGGUUCUCUGUGGCCAU